AUGAUCAGGGAGUUGAUGGUUGAUGAAGUCAGCAAUGACAUCCGCCACACGAAAAGGCUCUUUUAUGAGAAGUCCAAUAAAAUUGACACCCUCCUAGCGAGAGCCCUAACACCCGAAACGAAUAAAACCACAACAAUAGCCGUACGAAACAAACAAGGAACGAUUCUUACUGACCCCAUAGACGUCAACGACGAAUUUACACAAUUCUAUGCCAACCUAUAUGAUCACUCCCCUACCCUGACGGAGACUAACACUGAAUACAUGGGAGAGAUCACAACAUUCCUCACCAAGGCCAAACCCCCUAGACUCCCCACAAACCUAGUAGAGCCACUGGGAGCACCCUUAGAAAUGGACAAAGUAAUAGCAGCCAUCGCAGGGCUCAAGGGGAAUAAAGCCCCGGGGCCUGACGGAUUCGACGGCACAUACUAUAAAAUCUUCAAAGAAGAACUCACACCACACCUAACUAAAAUUAAAAGUGCCGUUCGUGCCAAGGUGAUCAAUGACAACUUCCACAUUGUUAAAGGAUUGAUGACCACAGUACAUGCUUUCACUGCCACCCAAAAAACAGUGGAUGGACCAUCUGGCAAACUGUGGCGUGAUGGAAGAGGUGCUUCGCAGAACAUCAUUCCCGCAUCAACUGGUGCAGCAAAAGCUGUUGGCAAAGUCAUCCCAGAGCUGAAUGGAAAAAUUACUGGAAUGGCAUUCCGUGUUCCCACACCAAACGUGUCUGUAGUGGAUCUGACUGUCCGCCUGGAAAAGCCAGCCAAAUAUGAUGCUAUCAAGGCUGCUGUUAAGGCUGCAUCUGAAGGACCCAUGAAGGGAAUCCUCGGCUACACUGAAGAUCAGGUUGUCUCCACUGACUUCAAUGGCGAUAUACAUUCAUCCAUUUUUGAUGCUGGUGCUGGUAUUGCUCUGAACGAUCACUUUGUGAAGCUGAUCGCCUGGUAUGACAAUGAAUUUGGAUACAGUAACCGUGUGCUGGAUCUCAUAGUUCACAUGUUCUCCAAGGAAUAGAAUAUCACCUAUUGACCUCCUUCCUGUCACUGUGGGUCCCCAAUUCACCUAGUGGUAUUGUCACUGUAGGGCCCCAGAGUCAACCUCACUAGCUUGUCUGUCUGUGUCCAUUUUCUGCGUAAUAAAAUUUAAACAAAAUGAAAAAAAAAAAAAAA
Pelobates fuscus (common spadefoot toad) is the source of this 1169-nucleotide messenger RNA. RefSeq names its product glyceraldehyde-3-phosphate dehydrogenase-like. Gene Ontology annotation, biological process: glycolytic process. The record is from RefSeq and is a predicted model, not a curated record. The coding region runs from base 1 to 1014 and encodes 337 amino acids. Lineage: Eukaryota; Metazoa; Chordata; Amphibia; Anura; Pelobatidae. Gene Ontology annotation, cellular component: cytosol. Gene Ontology annotation, molecular function: glyceraldehyde-3-phosphate dehydrogenase (NAD+) (phosphorylating) activity. The transcript has 2 exons.